AGCACGAAAGAUAGACCCCAAACCGAAGAUGUUACAAUAUCCACAAAGGAAGUCGCACGUUAGAAAACAACCCACUAUUUCAAAAUCAACCCAGUUUCCUUGCGCAAACAGCACGGGGAUUGGGAAGGGUAGGUCUGAAACAGUUCCAACCAGCGUGCACAAACUUCGACCAGGCGACAUCGACAUCAUAGCCGCGAUGGGAGAUUCUCUAAUCGCAGGGAGUGGUGCAAUGGAAGAGUGGGCGUUAGGAAAUAUGAUCGAGUAUAGAGGACUGUCGUGGUGCAUAGGUGGUGAACACACUUGGAGGACAUACUUAACCUUACCUAAUAUUUUGAAAGAAUUCAAUCCAAAUUUGACUGGAUACUCCACCGGUACGGGCGAAUUAUUGUCGAGGCACUCACGGUUAAAUGUGGCAUUCCCUGUCGCGGCGGACGCAGACGCUUUAAUGCAAGCUAAAGCGUUAGUCGCAAGAUUAAAGAAAUUAAAACUGAACCUCAACGAAUCAUGGAAAAUGAUUACCUUCUUCUUUGGCGCAAAUGACCUUUGUUCGGCACAGUGUUUUAACGCUGAUGAAAGUUCGCCUGAACGUCAUGCACAAAAGCUGAUGAUUGCAUUGGACUACCUACAAAAGCACUUACCUAAGACGUUCGUUAACUUGAUACCAGUAUUGGAUGUGUCUGUUAGUUUAAGAGUUCGUCGAUCCUUUAUGUGUAAAUUAAUGCAUAGACUGUAUUGUACGUGCUUCCAUCGUGGUGGCUCUAAUCCAAUGUAUGACAUUCCGAGACUCGCAAGGGAUUAUCAACGCGCAGAAUUUGAAUUGGUGGAAAGCGGUCGUUAUGAAAAAAACGAUUUUACUGUGGUUUUACAGCCUUUCAUAAAACUUUUUAAUGCGCCUGCGGAUCCACGUAAAUUAUAUGAUGAAGCGAUUGAUAUAUCUUAUAUUACGCACGAUUGCUUCCAUUUUUCUCAAAAAGGGCAUGCUUUAGCCGCUAACAUGCUUUGGAAUAAUCUACUGCAACCUGUUGGGAGAAAAAGUAUCAAUAAUCCUGGGAACAUAAUGGAAAACUUUCAGUGUCCGUCUUCAAGAGCACCCUAUUUGUUUACUAAAACGAACUCGCAGCAGUAUUUAUCGACAGGAUUUCAAUAACGGACCAACCAAAUUGUAUUAGUUGACAUGUACAGGUAUUUCUAAUUAGAUGCCUACAAAACGUUAUUGUUAUUUGUAGGAUACUUCAAACACCUUGCGUAUAUAUGACAUAA
Photinus pyralis (common eastern firefly) is the source of this 1260-nucleotide messenger RNA. RefSeq names its product phospholipase B1, membrane-associated-like. Bases 29 to 1147 code for a protein of 372 amino acids. Gene Ontology annotation, molecular function: glycerophospholipase activity. The transcript is spliced from 6 exons. The record is from RefSeq and is a predicted model, not a curated record. NCBI's taxonomy places the organism in Eukaryota, Metazoa, Arthropoda, Insecta, Coleoptera, Lampyridae. Gene Ontology annotation, biological process: phospholipid metabolic process.